AUGGCUUCAUUGGUGGCUGCGAAGAACCAGCUGCGUUCUGCUAUGAAGGACAGACUUACUGGCAUCGCACACGAUUCAAUCAAGGCCCAGAGCCAAGCCGUCUUUGAGACACUCAAGACGUUUAGACCAUACGUGGAGGCGCAGAAGGUUAGCAUCUUUCUUUCGAUGCCCUCAGGCGAAAUCCAGACAGACGACAUCGUGCGUCAUGCCCUAUUAGCUGGGAAACACGUCUACAUCCCGUACCUGCACAAGUCGCCCUUUGCGCCAGGAGAAACACCUCCCAGAGUCAUGGACAUGGUGCGCCUGCGCGACCUACACGACUACGAAUCCCUGCAGCUGGACAAAUGGGGCAUUCCCAGCAUCGACCCCAGGACGGUAAACCAGAGAGACCGAGUUCUCGGCGAACCUGGCGCAGAGUCCUCCGAGCUGUCUUUCCUAGACCUGAUGCUACUUCCUGGAGUCGCAUUUGACAUAGACAGCAACUCAGGCUCACUGCGACGGCUGGGUCAUGGGAAGGGGUUUUAUGAUCUUUUUAUCAGAAGGUACGCAUCAAAGUACAGCGAGUUGUCCCUGAGGCAUCCUGUAUUGCUCUACGGCCUGGCUCUAUCGGAGCAGUUCCUCUCCCAGCCCUCAGAUGGCCCGGUUCCUGUGGCGCAGCACGACCAACAACUUCAUGGCCUGAUCCUGGGAAACGGAGAGCUUUGCCUUUAUGGUGACAACCCCGUGGUAUCAACUUUUGUGUAUCGCCCCAAAGCAUGCUUCGCCGUCGGCGGCGUCGUCCUUUUCUCAACUCGAUUCCUCUCUAGUUCGAUAAACUCUGGAUCAACGAGACGUUGUCACCCUUCAGCAGUAUUUGCCCUGCAUCGGUGUCCGCUUCUCCUCCAGGUUGGUCUUGGUAAUCUGCUUCACUUCAACCGCAUCGUCGAUGACGAGAUUCAUGAACUCAUCGAAACCCUUCCAAAUCCAAGCAUACUGGAGAAGCUUGAAGAUAAAGUUGAUGGGUGGGAGCAGCACCCUGCGACCGCCGCCGCCUCCACGUCCGGUCAUUUUCGCGCAAAACGACUUGACUGCUUUUCUCUGCCGCCCGAGACUUUGACAUUCCUUCCACCUGCGGCUGCCCUAGCGCGACGCCAUAUUGCACUGCACCUGCCGCCUUGCCCCGAAAUCGCCCCCGUUACCUAUCCUACACUCCGAACGAUUAACGUUUGCGACACCCUCUUCUGGUCUUCCAGCAUGGCAGCGAAUGGAGCCUCGGAGGCCUUCGCACCCAGCGAUGUGCUGUCGGCUAUGGUGACCAUGCGAGGAGGAGAGCAGGAAAGCAAGAAGAAGGCGCACGCAUACUUGGAGCGGUUCCAGAAAUCUAAAGAUGCUUGGGGUACCAUUAUCGGCAUUCUUCAAUCGGACGGAGAGCCCGAGGCCAAGCUCUUUGCGGCUAUCACUUUGCGCGGAAAGAUCACCUACGACCUGGCAACGCAAGUAUCGGAAACUGAAUUGCCUGCGCUACGGGAUCAGAUCCUCCUCCUCCUCAAACAUUUCGCCGCCGGUCCCAAGCCGAUACGAGUUCAGCUCUGCGUCUGUUUGGCGACACUGGCGGUGCAGAUGAAGGACUGGAAAGAUGUGCUUCCUACAGUUGUAUCAUCUCUCGGCGACAGCGUUGAGAGUCACGCUGCCAUUCUCGAUUUUUUGCGCGUGCUCCCCGAGGAGGUGACCGAAGGCCGCAAAAUCACCUUAACUGAAGAAGAGCUUUCCCAACGGACUAGGGAAUUGCUGGGUGACAACACGGACCAGGUUGUGCAGUUGCUCAUCAACUAUGCUCAAUCGUCAGCGAGUGCGGCCCAGAAUCCUCAACUGAUGGAGUGUAUCACUUCGUGGCUGCGCGAGGUUCCCGUCAGCACUGUUGUGAAUUCUCCUCUACUCGACGUCAUUUUCAACGCCGUCGGCAAUGAUCAAGCAUCACAGGAAGCAGCAGAGUGCCUUUGCACGAUUUUUAGAGAGACCAGGGAUGUGGACGACAACUUGGAAGUCAUUCAGGUCCUCCUUCCACGAGUCAUUUCCCUGCGUCCGAGAAUCGCGGCAGCUGUUGAGGAUGAGGAUACCGAAGUUUACAAGUCACUCACCAAGAUUUUUGCCUUGGCCGCUGAGGCUUGGGUUGUAGCCAUUGCUCGCGAGCCUGGUCACUUCGGAUCGCUUGUCGAUGCAGUCCUUGAGUGCGCCGCCCGAGACAAGGACCGGGAUGUCAUUGAGCAUACGUUCCAGUUCUGGUACGAGUUGAAGCAGUACAUUGUUCUGGAACGAUACAUCGAGGCAAGACUGCAGCUUGUGGACACCUACUCGAAACUCGUGGACAUCCUGCUUAAGCACCUGGAAUACCCGCAAUCGGAAUCGGCGAGCGAGACGGAUCUUUUCGACGGCGACCGUGAGGCAGAGGAGAAGUUCCGCGAAUUCCGACACCAGAUGGGCGACACCCUGAAGGACUCUUGCGAGGUGAUGGGCGUGACUGACUGCCUCACAAAGGUGCUUGCAGCUAUCAAAAUUUGGAUGCACAAAUACGCCGGCCAAGCUUCGGCGUCAUCGGUCCCGCACUGGCAAGAAUUGGAGGCACCCCUUUUCGCCAUGCGCGCCAUGGGGCAAAUGGUCGACAAGGAGGAGAACGUUGUACUGCCGCAACUGAUGCCCCUCCUUGUUCAGAUCCCCGGGCACGAGAAGCUUCGUUUCGCCACCAUCAUGGUUCUCGGUCGGUACACAGAGUGGACUUCUGCCCAUCCCGAGUACCUCGAACCUCAGUUCAACUACAUCGUAACCUCCUUCCAGACGGACUCAAAGGAAGUCGUCAGGGCUGCCGCCAUGGCGAUCAAGUAUUUCUGCACCGACUGCAAACAGCUCUUGAGCGGACAGGUACUCCAGAUGCAAACAUUCUACGACCAGAUUCUUGACAAGCUGCCUGAUAUGAGUCAGGAGGAGAUCACAGAAGGGGUUGCUAGCGUCGUUGCUGUGCAGCCGCCUGCCGAGAUUUACAAGCUUCUCAAGCUCUACUGCGACCCGUUGGUCCAGCGGUUGAUGAACAAAGCCAACGUUGCAACCGACGACAAGGGCAAGCUGGCCCUAGCAGACCAUCUCCAGCUUAUCACCAUCUUCAUCCAAAUCGUCGUACCGUACGUUGGACCCGGCGAGGAGAACCCCGCCGUCAAAUACUGGCAAGAGGUUUUCCCGGUACUGGCUACGAUUCUGGACAAUUUCAUGGGUUUCGUUCCCAUCUGCGAGAGGAUUUGCCGCUGCUGGCGCAACAUGAUUAUCUCGUACCGCACGGCAAUGACACCCUUGUUGCCGGAGAUGGCCAACAAGCUGGCAGGCGGCUUUGCUGCCUCGAGACAAGGCGCGUUUCUCUGGGUCACGGCGGCGAUACUGAGAGAGUUUUCCGAGGAUCGGGAGCACGUAAACCACGAGAUCACCCAGAGCAUCUACGCCUUCUUCGAAGCCCAGACCACCACUUUCUUACGGGUGAUGAGCGACCUCCAACCCAGCGAACUGCCUGAUGUCAUUGAAGACUUCUUCCGACUUCUCAUUGACGCGCUCCUGUACUACCCGGCUAAGUUGAUUCCGUCGGAGCUUCUAGGUCCCAUUUUCGAAGCUGCCGUGUACGCCCUGACGUUGGAGCAGCGCGACCCUCUGUCUGCCACGCUGCACUUUCUCCGCGAUCUCCUCACGUACGGAGGCGACAAUCCCGCGACGUCGGAUGUACUGCCCCCAGAUGUUGCUGCUCACAUCCGCGAGGUGGUGAGCAAGUUACUUGCCAAUCACGGCGAGAAGUUGGUCAAGCAAGUCAUGGCUGGCAUGAUGAUCACUUUCCCGCGGGAUUGCUUUGCCGAUGGUAGCGGGGUCUUGCUGGCAAUGUUCGAGCUCUUCCCGGCCCAAACGACCAACUGGGUGGAGCGUACCAUCCAGCUUCUGCCCCAAGGUACCAUCACGCCAGUCGAGGCGAAUCGAUUGAUGACCAAGAUCAAGGAGCGUCUCGGCGGCAACGAUUCCACCGCUAUCAGACAGGUGAGGGCACUCCUCCAAGAUUUCACCAACACAUAUCGCCGGCGGUACGUGGCCCCACGAGAGGGUCUCGGCCAGCUGGAAGCAGCCCGCUUCCACUUUACAGGUUAG
Colletotrichum higginsianum IMI 349063 is the source of this 4149-nucleotide messenger RNA. RefSeq names its product Exportin 1-like protein. The transcript has 11 exons. Gene Ontology annotation, molecular function: small GTPase binding. The coding region runs from base 1 to 4149 and encodes 1382 amino acids. Gene Ontology annotation, biological process: protein import into nucleus. The record is from RefSeq and is a predicted model, not a curated record. Gene Ontology annotation, cellular component: nuclear membrane; cytoplasm. Lineage: Eukaryota; Fungi; Ascomycota; Sordariomycetes; Glomerellales; Glomerellaceae.